UCCUUCUUUAAAGUUGUAUUCGAAAUAAUGGAGCAUUCCUAAUUCCUACCAUCUGUCAGGAUGAGAUCCGUGAGCCCGAGAAAAACGCCCGAUCCAGCAGAUAACAAUGGCCUUGGACGGCGGUGUUGGCAUUGCCAAUGGCAUAAGCAAGCGGCCGUCGCAGAUCAAUGGUUCUGUUGCCGUGGAGAAGGCCGCGCGCCGCGCCGACGAGGCGACCGAGGAGGAGGACGAAGGAAAGCCAUGGGUCGCAAGGAAGUGGAUCACGUCGCUUGCGGUUUGCCUCGCCGCGUUGCCGCUCCUCGCGAUCAUGGUUAGCCGCCGAGACGGGCCGUUGCCAUUGCCGUCCGGCUGGAGACCGGCGACGACGACGAGGACGUACGACCGCACAGAAUCCAAUCAAAGCAGGCACCUCGGAGACCUGAUCAUCCCGGGGUUUGACGAACAAUCGUGCAUCAGCCGGUACCAGUCCACUCCCUACCGCAAGAACCUGACACGGUCGCCGUCCGCACACCUCGUCAAGCGGCUGCGGGAGCAGGAGGCGCUGCAGCGGCGGUGCGGCCCGGGCACCGAGGCGUACCGCCGAGCUGCAGAACGGCUAGACAGCCGGCGAAAUGGCACGCGCACCACCACGGACGACGACACCUGCAAGUACGUCGUGCUGGUGACGUACAGGGGGCUCGGGAACCGGAUACUGGCCAUGGCGUCGGCGUUCCUGUACGCCAUGCUCACCGACCGCGUGCUACUCGUCGACAGGGGGGCGUCCAUUCCUGACCUCUUCUGCGAGCCGUUCCCUGAGACUUCGUGGCUGCUGCCGCCGGACUUCCCUCUCCGGGACCUGGAGAGUCUGACCGGCGAGGUGCCGGAGAGUUACCGCAACCUGGUGGAGGAGAGCCGGGCCGUGUCCGUGUCGGACCUCCCGUACGUGUUCGUGGACCUCGACCACGCCUGCACCUACCACGACAAGCUCUUCUACUGCGACGACCACCGGGAGUUCCUCCACCGUGCACCGUGGCUGGUGAUGAGGACGGACGGGUACUUCGUGCCGGCGCUCUUCCUAAACCCGGCGUACCAGGAGGAGCUCGACAGGCUGUUCCCCCGGAAAGACGCCGUGUUCUACCUCCUGGGGCGGUAUCUCUUCCACCCGACGAACAGAGUGUGGGGAUUGAUCACGAGGUUCUAUGAUUCCUACCUGAAAAACUCGGACGAACGGCUGGGCAUCCAGGUCAGGGUGUUCGACGGGGACACGCCGUUCAAGCAUGUCCUGGAUCAGAUCCUCGCGUGCACGUCCAAGGAGCACCUGAUACCUGAGGUCGUGGCGCAAGAACCUGUGUGGCCGGCCAGCGCAAGAUCGAAGGCUGUCCUCAUGACCGGCCUCAGCUCGUGGUACUUCGAGAACAUACGGGGUAGGUACUGGCAGUCGGCGACGGCCACCGGCGAGGUCGUGAGCGUGCACCAGCCGAGCCACGAGGAGCACCAGCUCACCGGCGAGGCGACACACGACAUGAAGGCACUGGCCGAGAUGUACCUGCUGAGCAUGACCGACGCCAUCGUCACCAGUGGCUGGUCGACCUUCGGGUACGUUGGCCACGGGCUCGGCGGACUCACGCCGUGGAUCAUGUUCAAGCCCGAGAACCUUACCACGCCCAAUCCGCCGUGCCGGCGGGCUGCGUCCAUGGAGCCGUGCUUGCACGGACCGCCGUUCUAUGACUGCAAGGCAAGGCGCGGUGCGGAUACCGGCAAGCUGGUGCCGCAUGUCCGACAUUGCGAGGACAUGAGCUGGGGCCUGAAGCUUGUUCACCCGGAGUACUGAACGGGCGAUGUACAAUGUAUAACAAUAAAACAUACGAGGAUAAUGAAGAUCUUGCUACGCAAUUAGGCAA
Molecule: messenger RNA, 1880 nt
Organism: Lolium perenne
Lineage: Eukaryota; Viridiplantae; Streptophyta; Magnoliopsida; Poales; Poaceae
Product: galactoside 2-alpha-L-fucosyltransferase
Biological process (GO): cell wall biogenesis; xyloglucan biosynthetic process
Cellular component (GO): Golgi apparatus; membrane
Molecular function (GO): galactoside 2-alpha-L-fucosyltransferase activity
Source: RefSeq, a predicted model, not a curated record